Molecule: messenger RNA, 1506 nt
Organism: Stylonychia lemnae
Lineage: Eukaryota; Ciliophora; Spirotrichea; Sporadotrichida; Oxytrichidae
Source: the annotation of a GenBank genome assembly
AUGUUAUUAGAGUUUUUAAAAGAGAUCUAGCAAAACAGAGAACAAGAAGAGCUAAAAGAGGCACUGGCUAAGUAUCCUUAGACUACGAAGGAAAUAGUAGAAAAUCUCUCUAGUGCAGGUAAGACUUAAUAUAACCCAGCGGAUUUGGUUCAACAAUAAUAGAUCAAACCAGCACUAAAGCUUGACACUUAAUCAAAAUAAAUCAGCAGUGAUUAAACUAAUUGUUCAGUUCACAAUAAAGAUUGUACUGAGGAAUUCUACUAGAAGAAUAUUGAGGAAAAGAUGAAGUCUGACAAAGUAAGAGAUCCAAAGCAAAUCUAGAAAAUGAAAGAUAUGCUUCUGAAGGAUUUCAAAGAUGAUUAGGAGGAAUAAGAGAACGAAGAAAAUACCAAAUAAAAUGACUAAGUUAUUACUAAGAAAAGAGCUCUUCAACUUUUAGAACAAAUAGAUUAGGAUUUAUUAAAGGACCUUGAUUAAUUGACUUUAGAGGAGCAGAAAAUUUUUGGAGAGUUUAUCAAAGAGAACUAACAAACCUUUGACGAAGAGGUUAUUCCCUGGUGGGAAAUUACAACUUAACUAAAACCCUCAAAUAUUGAUAUAAUAGAAGUAAACAAAGAUUAUGAUAAUGAAAUGAGUUCCUCAGAAUAAGAUCAUGCUAUUAACCUGAAUAGUCUCAAUGAGUUCAGAAUCAGGGGAUAAUAUUAAUAGUCAUCAAAAUAAGACGAGGGCUUAGAGGCUAAUAAUGAGGAGACCUAGGAUUAAGACUAUGAGGACGUUGAGAUAAUUGAUUUGGAGAGUGAAGAGAAAUAGUAUCAAAGACUGAAGACUAAAUAUGAAGUGAUUUUGAGGAGAUAUUCUCAGAUCCCUUAACUCAAAUAUUUGCUAAAGAGCAAAGAGCCCUCUCUCACAGUUAAAUACUUGCUUUUGGCUAAUAUCUUAUCAUUCGUAUUUUUCUAUAGGAGAUAUAAUGGAGAUUUGUUAUCAAAUGAUGCUGAUAUGAUAUGCAACUAGCUUUUGACUUUGCUUUUGUCUAUUGAUGCUUAAAAGCUCGUGACUGAUGUUGAGUCUGGCUUUUCUCAGGUUCUCAAAACUAUACUGUGCCCAUAAAUGGGAAAUACUAUGUAGAUUGUCAAAGAUUACUUGCCUAUUUUAAUUGAGGACAUAGGCAGAAUCUCUGAAACUAAAAUAGAUCUGCUUGAGGGUAUAUUCAGAAUAUAUGAUCUCUUAAAUCACACUGAAAAUGAGUUUAAGGAAGAAUUGGAAAGGAUCAAAGAUACUUAGAAGGGUAGGAGAUCUACAUUAAAAGGUUUGAUAAAACUCAUCAGUUAAGGAAAGUAAAAACUUAUAUUCUAUGCUAGUUAUGUUAAGAGUAAAUACACUGAGACGUUCAAAUAAGAGCUUUAAGAUGAGAUCAAAGGAUUCUAAUAGGCAUUUAUAAAUGCUAAGCUAAUUGAAAAGAAAAUCUAUGAAAAAGUCUAAUAACUAAAUGAAAUAUCAAACCAAUGA